This is a messenger RNA of Chanos chanos (milkfish), 696 nucleotides long. It is a transcript of the gene fgfbp3, whose product is annotated as fibroblast growth factor binding protein 3. The record is from RefSeq and is a predicted model, not a curated record. The coding region runs from base 1 to 696 and encodes 231 amino acids. Gene Ontology annotation, molecular function: growth factor binding. Gene Ontology annotation, biological process: cell-cell signaling. NCBI's taxonomy places the organism in Eukaryota, Metazoa, Chordata, Actinopteri, Gonorynchiformes, Chanidae. The transcript has a single exon.
AUGUGGCCUCUCCGUACCACACUCUUCAUUUUUCCUCUCUUUCUCUUCUUCAUCCUCCUGUCCCCUCAGGAGGCUCAGGCAAAAAAGAAGUCCAAGCAGAAAGGGGAUGACGACUCUCCGGCCGGAACGUCUCUGGGAUCAGGUGAACUGACCACCAAAGAGGGUCACCGCUGCACCUGGGAGACACUGGAGGGCGGGGCUAACGUGAUUCUACAGGUGAGCUGCUCCACUGCCGGGGAGGGACUUGGGCAGACCUACGAGUGCCGAUUCGCUGGCAAGCCGGAGCAGUGCUCUGCCUACAACUCCAAAUCAUCCCAGUAUUGGAAACAAGUGGUGGGAAAGCUGAAAAAGCGAGGGAACGCUUGCGAGGGAGAGAGAGUGCUGAAGACACGUCUGUGUAAGAAAGCACCAGCUGAGUCUCAUAUGAAGCUAACUGAGAGGACUGGGGAGGAAACAACAACUGGCCUCAGUGAGAGAAUGAAAGAGGAGAAGAAGAAGAAAGAAACAGCAGCUCCAACAAUGAACGAUAAAGAGAUGGAAGAAGCGAAAAAGGAGGGCAAGGAGACGGCGCCUGUGCCUGAGGCGAGAGAUGGAGAGGUGAAUGAUGGGUUUUCAGACAUGGAGCCAGCAGAAAACUACUGUGGGGAGGGAUGGCACUCCAUCUGUCGCUUUUUUGUAAGGUUCUUUGAUGGUUAA